This is a messenger RNA of Pieris rapae (cabbage white), 967 nucleotides long. RefSeq lists its product as uncharacterized. The transcript is spliced from 2 exons. Bases 20 to 904 code for a protein of 294 amino acids. NCBI's taxonomy places the organism in Eukaryota, Metazoa, Arthropoda, Insecta, Lepidoptera, Pieridae. The record is from RefSeq and is a predicted model, not a curated record.
UGCAGCAUCACGUUAUAAGAUGAAAUACACAGUACUAUUCAUAGUUUCUUGUUAUAUCGGACUCACUUACGAAUAUAUCGCACCCCAGGGUCUUACAAAGAAUGAUAAUUCUAAGCCGCAGACAACGUAUAAUUCUACUCGGCCAAAUAUUCUAAACAUUACGAACCCAAAAGUCUUCCAAAAAAUCAAUUCAUCUUCGAGUUUUCUUCAAAAUGCAUUCGAAAGAGAUUUAUAUGCUUCAUCCCAGCCAAAAUCUAGUGAAAUACAUGAAAGAGCAUUCAUUUAUAUGAAAAGUAUCAAGCCUAUUCAUAAUAAACUAUAUUUGUCUCAAAUUCGCAAUGAUCCUAAAGAUGGCCGUCAUAACAUUCACGAAGAUAAGUUGUCUGGAGAUAUACAGGACAAAUUAGUAGCAGGUCAAAGGAAAAAAGAAUGUGCUCAGCUUAAAGAUGAAGACGAUACAAAUUCUCUGAUUGGGUUUGACUGUGAACCCCACAGGAUGGGAACAAAAGCCAGUUUAAAAAGUGAUCUCAAUAAAAGAGAUUUCUUGGAACUCUUGAAAAUGCCGCUAUUAAGACUAGUCUCAAAGAACACUGAAGAACAAAGGAAAAGUCACAAAUUAAACACUAAAAUAAAGGAUAAAGAUACAAAAACCCACAAAGGUCUACCAUUUGACCUACAAAAUAAAGUGAACGAUGAAAGUAGACUUAGUGCCUCAGGUGAAGUAGAAAAGAUUUUAGACCAAUUUGUAAAUGAGUCCUUCGAAUCUACUAAUCAAAAACCGAAAACUGCUAAUAAAGGAAAACCUGAUUGUAAUAUACAAGAAACACACAGAAAUAUGUGUAAAUGUAAAAUGGGAUCAUUUGAUACUGAAAAUACGUUUUAUAGUAACGAUGAUAUUAUUUAAGAUGUAAUUAAAAUGCAAAAUGUUUCAUUCGAUUAAAAUUGUUACCGUAGUAUUAUACUAGUU